AGUCUUCCCACCCUCUACGAUACGCCCUCAGUUACGGUACCUCUCCGGAGCAGGAUAAUUCAAGAUGGCCACCGAAUUGACCGUCCAGUCGGAGCGUGCUUUCCAGAAGCAGCCUCACAUCUUCUUGAACUCCAAGAUCAAGACCAAGAGCACCAGACCGGGCAAGGGCGGACGACGAUGGUACAAGGAUGUUGGUCUGGGUUUCCGUACCCCCAAGACCGCCAUUGAGGGCAGCUACAUCGACAAGAAGUGCCCCUUCACCGGUCUCGUCUCCAUCCGUGGCCGUAUCCUGACCGGCACCGUCGUUUCCACCAAGAUGCACCGAACCGUCAUCAUCCGAAGAGAGUACCUCCACUACAUCCCCAAGUACUCUCGUUACGAGAAGCGACACAAGAACCUCGCCGCCCACGUCUCUCCUGCUUUCCGUGUCGAGGAGGGUGACCAGGUUACCGUUGGCCAGUGCAGGCCUCUCAGCAAGACUAUCCGCUUCAACGUCCUGCGCGUUCUGCCCCGAACUGGCAAGGCGGUUAAGUCGUUCACCAAGUUCUAAAUUGGGUUUCUCUAACUGGCAUUUUUGGCGUGAUAAACAUCAGGGGGGAAAAUAAGUUAUCCCCGCUGGAGGGUCGGCAUGGGAAGUUGCUUUACAAAAUGAGUUGUAGACGCAAUCGUGAAUAUAAAAAGGAUUCAUGACCACGAUCUCGACGUCUCAGGGC
This is a messenger RNA of Trichoderma citrinoviride, 713 nucleotides long. RefSeq lists its product as hypothetical. The transcript is spliced from 4 exons. Gene Ontology annotation, biological process: translation. The coding region runs from base 65 to 550 and encodes 161 amino acids. The record is from RefSeq and is a predicted model, not a curated record. Gene Ontology annotation, molecular function: structural constituent of ribosome. NCBI's taxonomy places the organism in Eukaryota, Fungi, Ascomycota, Sordariomycetes, Hypocreales, Hypocreaceae. Gene Ontology annotation, cellular component: cytosolic small ribosomal subunit; ribosome.